CGGGCGCCUCCUAAAUAGAGGAGGGGGCUCGAAGGUUGCCUCGGAGCGGCUGUGUCUGUGCACAGCCACCGCGCAGGAGUCCCGGUUUGAUCCGGAUCCACGCAGAUUCUCCUCACCAGCGUGGAGACAUAAAGGACGAGAGCGAGGGAGACGCACGCAUGGGAUGGACGGAGAGGGGACGCUGCGAUCUGGAUGAAUUCGGCAGCCGGUGCGUGGAAUUUGCGGACAUAAUGGGGAACACGACACCCAAACCGUUAAUAGAUGCGACUCUGCAACCCCGCCCUGUGGCAAGCAGGCAGUACUACACCUUGCCCAACAAUGGCUCGGGAGUUGAGAGAAGGUCCGCACCUUCCGUUAGCAUCGGUAUGGAGUCGCCCCGCUUUCACCCCAACGCUAAGGGCAAAAAUAUCAGGCUGGACGGGCAGCUUCGCCGCGCCAUCCGCAAAAACAGCUUCUGCAAUGGCAUCACCUUCAGCCAUAGGCCCGUCCAUCUCUACGAGAAGGUGCGACUUCGUCUCAGUGGUGUGCACACGGGCUGGAGCGGAGCUUUACGCUUCGGUUUCACCAGUCUGGACCCCAACGAGUUGAUGGCAACAGACAUCCCCAAGUACGCCUGCCCAGAUCUGGUGACACGGCCUGGAUACUGGGCCAAGGCACUGCCUGAGCGACUUGCCCUGAAAGACAACGUGCUGGCGUUCUGGGCAGAUCGCCACGGAAGGGUGUUCUACAGUAUCAAUGACGGAGAGCCAAUCCUCUUCCACUGUGGGCUGAGCAUCGGCUGCCCCCUCUGGGCCAUCAUCGAUAUCUACGGCAUCACCCAGGAGGUCACACUGCUCGAAAGCACGUUUGCUGAGAGCGUUGGAUCCAGCUGCCUGAGCGCGGCCCGCCUGAGUGCCUAUCUGCCCCAGAGCAGCCACGACUCUGCCAAUUACAGUAACAAUCAGCUGGAGAACAACCAGGCGGCUGCUGCCAAAAUGGCCAACAUCCAGCUCAAUAACUACACCCAGCUUAUCCCUUGUUGCUCUUCCACCGCUUCCUCCACAACGCCAUCCUCUUCUUCCUCCACCGGACCCAGCCUCCCCCGGGUGGUCCGUAGCCUUCCUUCGCCGCUGGACAGCGACUUGCACUUUCACCCCAUCCGUGGCUCCGACGUCAUACUGUCUGCAGACCGUUUGGCUGCUUGCAUCCAUUUUCUGGACAGCAGUCGGACUCUUGUGUUCAGUGAUCGGCCGCUGCGCACGGGAGAGACUUUGUACGUAGAGGUUGGACAUCUGGGUCUGCCUUACUUUGGGGCACUUUUGUUUGGGUUGACAUCAUGUGACCCAGCGAGUCUUCACGCCGGUGACCUGCCGGCCGACCCUGAGAUUCUCCUAGACCGAAAGGAGUACUGGGUGGUGCACCGUGGCUUCCCCAUGCUGUGUGCCGGAGACGUGCUCAGCUUCAGCCUGCUACCCAGUGGUGAGGUGCACCACGGCGUGAACGGAGUUGGACGAGGCAGGCUUCUGUGCGUGGACUCCUCUCAGGUGCUGUGGGCCUUCUUCGCCCUGCAUGGGGCUCUCAACCGACUCAGGAUACUUGGAACACAGCAGCCCAGUCCUCCCUCCACUUCUCCGGGAACUUCUCAGAGCAACAGUCCAGAAGACAGUGAUUCCGACCUGGCCCUCAGCGUCAACAGAUCCUCUUCUGAAUCCUCACUGGUGACUGCUCCCAGCUCCCCUCUCAGCCCUCCAAUCUCUCCCAGCUCAGAGUUGCCUCCUUCUGACAAAAACGGGGAAUGCACCAUUUGCUUCGACCAAGAAGUGGACACUGUCAUUUACACGUGCGGCCACAUGUGUCUGUGCAACGAUUGCGGACUGAAACUCAAGCGGCAGAUCAACCCAUGUUGCCCGAUAUGCAGGAGGCCCAUCAAGGAUGUCAUCAAAACGUAUCGGCCGUGAUUAAUGGCUGUUUCUCCUUUCUCGGGCUUGGUUGGACGCCCAAAGCAGAUUCGCCAAACAAGGACAGAAUGUGCCUAUAGGAUUUUUUUUAUGGUAAAUAAUCCCUCGAUACCCGCGACCCCGAAAGGGACAAGCGGUAGAAAAUGGAUGGAAUCUCUCGAUAAAGACACGGCUUCACUAUCAGAACCGCAACGGCGCUCAACCUAUUACUGUAAAUAGCUUCUAUACAGUAUUUUUGGUACAGUGUUCCCUGACACUGUUCUUUUGUAAAUUCUUGUCAAUACCUUGCUUAUGUUACCAAAUGUUUGUUCGACGUAAACAUAAUUCAAUGCAUUGAUGCAAAAAUAUGUUAAGCUUGAGCAGGAAAACAAUAUAACUUCUAGUGCCUUUGAUUGUGACGAGUGUUUAAUUCAUUAGCUGACAAUCCUGCCAUAUUUUUAUUUUAUUUUAUUUCAUCAAAGGUUUGUGGUGGGAAAAAAACGAGGAAAUUAAGCAAUAAAAAGGUACCAUAGAAAGUGGGAGCAGUAUGUGUACCGUACAUGGGUUUGGAAAGGAUGUUGAAGACUCCGGUUUUCAUACUUGCCAACCUUGA
Molecule: messenger RNA, 2529 nt
Organism: Nerophis lumbriciformis (worm pipefish)
Lineage: Eukaryota; Metazoa; Chordata; Actinopteri; Syngnathiformes; Syngnathidae
Gene: neurl1b
Product: neuralized E3 ubiquitin protein ligase 1B
Biological process (GO): ubiquitin-dependent endocytosis
Cellular component (GO): early endosome
Molecular function (GO): ubiquitin protein ligase activity
Source: RefSeq, a predicted model, not a curated record